CUCCGGAUCCCGGCCAUGGCCUCGGGCGGCAGCGGCGGCCGGCGGGGCCGGGAGGAGGACGAGCUGCCCGUGUACCUGGCGCGGCCGGGCACCACGGCCCAGGUCCCCCGGCAGAAGUACGGCGGCAUGUUCUGCAGCGUGGAGGGCGCCUUCGAGAGCAAGACGCUGGACUUCGGGGCCCUGAGCGUGGGGCAGCGCGGAGCCCGGGCCAGCCGGCCACCGCAGCCGGCGGCGCCCGAGCCCGAGCCCCCGCGGGAGCCCCCCGCCGCCGCCGGGGUGGAGAUCCGGAGCGGCUCGGACAAGGAGCGGCUGCAGAACCUCGGCCCCCAGCCGGACAAGAGUGAUCGUCUUCUUAUUAAAGGAGGCAGAAUAGUCAAUGAUGACCAGUCGUUCUAUGCUGACAUUUACAUGGAGGAUGGUCUCAUAAAGCAAAUUGGAGACAAUCUAAUCGUCCCUGGAGGAGUUAAAACUAUAGAAGCCAAUGGGAAGAUGGUGAUCCCUGGAGGAAUCGAUGUCCACACUCACUUGCAGAUGCCAUACAAGGGGAUGACCGCUGUGGAUGACUUCUUCCAGGGAACAAAAGCAGCCCUGGCUGGCGGAACCACCAUGAUCAUUGACCAUGUGAUCCCUGAGCCAGAGGGCAGCCUGACAGACGCCUAUGAGAAGUGGCGAGAGUGGGCUGAUGGGAAGACCUGCUGUGACUACUCCCUGCAUGUGGACAUCACCCACUGGAAUGACAGUGUCAAACAGGAAGUACAGAUGCUCAUCAAAGAAAAAGGAGUUAACUCCUUCAUGGUUUACAUGGCCUACAAGGAUUUGUACCAGAUGUCAAACACAGAGCUGUAUGAGAUAUUUAGCUGCCUGGGAGAUCUAGGUGCAAUAGCUCAAGUUCAUGCCGAAAAUGGGGAUAUCAUUGAACAGGAACAAACCAGGAUGCUGGAGAUGGGAAUAACUGGCCCAGAGGGCCAUGUGCUGAGUAGACCAGAGGAGCUGGAGGCAGAAGCCGUCUUCCGCGCCAUCACCAUUGCUAGCCAGACCAACUGCCCUCUGUAUGUGACCAAAGUGAUGAGCAAGAGUGCUGCUGACAUCAUCUCGCAAGCCAGGAAAAAAGGGAAUGUGGUGUUUGGUGAGCCUAUCACAGCCAGCCUGGGCACGGACGGGACACACUAUUGGAGCAAGAAUUGGGCUAAGGCUGCUGCAUUUGUGACCUCUCCACCUUUGAGUCCAGAUCCAACAACCCCCGACUACAUCAACUCCUUACUGGCCAGCGGCGACCUGCAGCUUUCGGGGAGUGCUCACUGCACAUUCAGCACUGCACAGAAGGCGAUUGGGAAGGACAACUUCACAGGAAUCCCGGAAGGGACCAAUGGCAUCGAGGAGCGGAUGUCCGUCAUCUGGGACAAGGCAGUGGCCACGGGGAAGAUGGACGAAAACCAGUUUGUGGCAGUGACGAGCACCAAUGCUGCCAAGAUCUUCAACAUGUAUCCACGGAAAGGGAGAAUAGCGGUGGGGUCGGACAGUGACCUGGUCAUAUGGGAUCCUGAUGCAGUGAAGAUUGUCUCAGCUAAAAGCCACCAGUCGGCAGCUGAAUACAACAUCUUUGAAGGAAUGGAGUUGCGUGGGGCUCCGCUGGUCGUCAUAUGCCAGGGGAAGAUCAUGCUGGAGGAUGGCAACCUGCAUGUGACACAGGGAGCUGGGCGCUUCAUUCCCUGCGGUCCUUUCCCAGACUAUGUCUACAAGCGCAUUAAAGCCAGGAGGAAGAUGGCUGAGAUGCACGCCGUGCCCAGAGGAAUGUAUGACGGGCCCGUGUUCGAUUUGACAGCCACGCCUAAAGGUGGUACUCCUGCAGGCUCCACCAGGGGAUCCCCCACCCGACAGACGCCUCCCGUCAGGAAUCUCCAUCAAUCUGGAUUCAGCCUGUCAGGUACCCAGGUCGACGAAGGUGUUCGUUCAGCAAGCAAGCGAAUUGUAGCGCCCCCCGGAGGCCGCUCCAAUAUAACCUCCCUGAGUUAAGCACCCAAGCGGGGAAGGAAACACCAAUAUUCAAGGGG
This is a messenger RNA of Mauremys mutica (yellowpond turtle), 2051 nucleotides long. It is a transcript of the gene DPYSL3, whose product is annotated as dihydropyrimidinase like 3. Gene Ontology annotation, biological process: actin crosslink formation. Gene Ontology annotation, cellular component: cytoplasm; cytosol. The transcript has 14 exons. The record is from RefSeq and is a predicted model, not a curated record. Bases 16 to 2013 code for a protein of 665 amino acids. Lineage: Eukaryota; Metazoa; Chordata; Testudines; Geoemydidae. Gene Ontology annotation, molecular function: hydrolase activity, acting on carbon-nitrogen (but not peptide) bonds, in cyclic amides.